AUGGCAGCAAGCUACAGCACCGUACCAUCCGUGGCCCUCAAGGCCCCAGAAAUUUUCCAUGUCGCAAUCCCCGAACAGCAGCUAAGCGAAUUCAAGACGCUGUUAAAACUGUCAAAGAUCCCCGCACCGACAUAUGAGAGUCUGCAGGAAGAUGGGAGGUAUGGGAUUAGCCAUAAGUGGCUGACGGAAACGAAGAAGUACUGGGAGGAGGAGUUUGAUUGGAGGAAGAACGAGGAGUUCAUCAACUCAUUUCCCAACUUCAAGGCAACGGUCGAUCUCCCCGCCGGGAAUGAGAAUGAGGAGUUUAAAAUCCAUUUCGUCGCUUUAUUCUCUCAGAGAGCGGAUGCGAUCCCCAUUGCACUGCUCCAUGGCUGGCCAGGCAGCUUCCUCGAAUUCCUUCCUCUCCUCACCCUAAUGCGGGAGAAAUACACCCCUCAAACCCUCCCUUAUCAUCUGAUCGUCCCCUCCCUCCCAGGCUACGCCUUCUCGUCAACACCGCCGCUAACGCGUGGCUUCUAUGAGACCGACAUAGCUAAGGUCAUGCACCAGCUCAUGGUAGACCUUGGAUUUGAAUCGUUCAGGUUAUCUGGUACAAGGGGGUGA
Messenger RNA from Histoplasma mississippiense, 603 nucleotides. RefSeq lists its product with no specific name. Gene Ontology annotation, biological process: epoxide metabolic process. Gene Ontology annotation, molecular function: epoxide hydrolase activity. The record is from RefSeq and is a predicted model, not a curated record. Lineage: Eukaryota; Fungi; Ascomycota; Eurotiomycetes; Onygenales; Ajellomycetaceae. The coding region runs from base 1 to 603 and encodes 200 amino acids. The transcript is spliced from 3 exons.